Biomphalaria glabrata is the source of this 3012-nucleotide messenger RNA. RefSeq names its product vesicle transport protein SFT2B-like. Gene Ontology annotation, cellular component: membrane. NCBI's taxonomy places the organism in Eukaryota, Metazoa, Mollusca, Gastropoda, Planorbidae. The record is from RefSeq and is a predicted model, not a curated record. Bases 227 to 757 code for a protein of 176 amino acids. Gene Ontology annotation, biological process: vesicle-mediated transport. The transcript has 9 exons.
UGUUGGUAUGGUGUGAGGACAUUAUGUUUGUCUAAGUGGUUUAUGAUGUUGCUACAUAUUAUGUGUUCUAGGAUUUUACAUGUGAUGCUGUUGGCAGCUGCCAGUAGUGAAGGUGGUACUUCCGGUUGUAUACUAAUUUGGCUGUUUAUAUUUCUGUGACUGAUUGAGAUCUUGUCUUCAUGUGGUCUUGAGUCAUCUUUAUUCUCAUUCAUUAAAAUUUUUAUACAUGUACAAAAGCAUGGAUAAAUUGAAAAAAACUUUGAGUUUACGUGAUAGCGAAGAGGACCAAGGAAUAGUAACUCAGAAAUCAAGUUUUUUUAAUUUCGAUUACGAGAAUAUCAGUGAUGCUACAACUUUAAGUUGGUCUACAAGAAUCAAAGGAUUUAUCAUUUGCUUUGUUCUGGGUGCAGUGCUUUCUGUGUUGGGAAGCUGUUUGUUCUUUUUACCCAAGAAUGGAGUCAUUAUUUUUGCAGUUUUGUAUACAUUGGGCAACUUGCUCUCACUAUCCAGCACAUGUUUCCUGAUGGGCCCAGUGAAUCAAAUCAAGAAAAUGUUUGCUGGAACAAGAGUAAUAGCUACUAUUUUAGUUUUUGUCAUGAUUGCAUUAACUUUAGUCUGUGCAUUUGCGGUGAAAAAUAAACCUUUGACACUGGUAUGCUGUGUUCUUCAGUUCUUGGCCUUGUUGUGGUAUUCAAUAUCUUACAUUCCUUUUGCCAGAGAUGCUAUCAAAAAAUGCUUUAGUGCUUGCUUGGAGUAAAUAAAACAAUUUCAUGUUCAGAUCUACACAUUAAAUGAUAUUUAUCAAAGGGUGGAUGAAUCUAAUUAGAUGUGUGUGCCUAUAAUGUUUGCAUUUAUGUUACAUGUGUAUGACUGGGAUGAAUGAAAUGUUAAGUCAUAUUCAGUUUUACAUCCAAACUCCAGCAGGAGCAACAGCUUAUUAAACUGGAUCUUUAGUUUAAUAAACCAACAUUGCUUGGUGUUCUUAGUUUAAAGGAAACAAUUAUCUAGAUGGAUUUGUAGAUUUGAAAACUCAUUUGAAAACUUCAUUUCUGAGAUUUAAUUAGAUUCAUUAUUGUAUUGUGCUACUAAUUGCAGCAUUAUCAUGUAAUAUAUCAAAAACUUUUCAUGUGACAAAACUAUGAACACAUAAGACUUACUGUUCAGUUAAUAUUCACAUGGACACUUACUACUAGUUACUUAUAGUCUGUGGUUCUCGGUACUUCUAAUCAGCUUGUUUUUGCUGAGCUGUUGGCUACUGUGCAGAUAGCACACUACUGAAGUAGCACCAUGUCCUUCCUAUUUGCUCUCAAAGACUGUGUAGCAAGACUAGGCUGUUGAAGCAAUCAGCAACCUUUUUUAGUGAUGCAUUUUUUUUUUAUAAACCAAUAAAAAAGUAUUCCUUGAUGGAAAUGGGAAUCCUCUAAAGUAACAUUUAGUCUGAACUUAAAUUCCCUUCGUGUUAAGUGCUGUAAUAUUACUUAUUGUUUAGAAAAUAAGCAUAUUUUGUGUUUGUUUGGUUUUUUUUUUUUUUGUUUUUUUUAUGCACUCAAUAAGAAAAAAAGCCUUUUAGUACCAAAAAAAAAAAAAAGCUAAAGCUGUUUAAUUUUUAUCCUUAUGUAUGAUUAUUUUUGCUUGAAUUUUUUAAAAUUUUAUUUAAUUUGAAAUAUUUUGUUCAUGCAUGAUGGUUAUUUAGCAUAUUCAUAAUAUCAGGAUGUUUAAUAUCAGAUUUGGUGUGCGAAUCUUUAUUUAUUUAAUACAAAAUGUAAAUAUAUUGACAAUUUUGCUAAAGCAUCUAACACUUCUUUAGGAUAUGUGAGAUAAGUUUCAAUUUAUAUCUCAUUUAGUUUAUAUGUAUUUCAAAUUGAACUUAAGUCAAUUUUUUAUUUUAAGAAUGCUGUAUUACCAGUCCAAUCAAACAAGCAGAAGUUAUAGGGCAAUUAUUUUCUUCACAUUAAAAAUGUUUAUAAUUGUAAACUAAGUUGAUAUCUUUUAAAACAAAAAAUCAUUUGAAGACAAUUUUGUGAUUCAAAUGCAUGAUAAAGAAAAAAAAACAUCAAUUAAACUAUCACACGCUUUUCUAUUAAAAAUGCAUGCUUCUUUUGACAAUAAAGCUUUUUUUCUUUUCCUACUUAUACAUAUGGGUAUUGUCCUCUUGGGAUCAGGUAGGGACAGAUUGAUGUUUCCCUUGAUGUUGAAAUAUAAGCAUUGUUUUGGAUUCCAAAGAUAGGAGUACAGUAUUUCACACGCCCACACAAACCCAGUAAAAAUAUCAAUUGCUUGAUGUUUCAUCUCCUAAUUAAGACUUUUCAUACUUUUUCACAGUGGCACCUGCAAAAAGAUCAAUUUUUUUAAAAAAUAUUUCUUCACCAAAGCCAUUCUAAGUUUCUCUUGAAGUCAAAAUGUUAGUUUUCUUCCACAUGAAAUACCAUUACGAUAGUUCUGUUUGAUAUCUUUUUCUUAUGAAACCAUUUCUUCUAUAAAUCAUUUUGCUGAACACAAGGUGGUUUCAUAUUUACAUGUUCUACUGUCUCCUUUCACGCUUCUCCUUUCACGCUUCUACAUGAGCUAGAAAACUAAGGAAGAUACAAGCAUUUGUUUGUUUUGUUCAAGAAGGAUACACAAUGUAAUAAAUGCUGUUGCUUUGUGUUAUGGUAAGUUGGAACAAAUGAACUCUGCUGUUUGUUUCAUGCUUUACUCUCAUCGUCCUACAAUAUACAGUGAAGUUUUUGGGCCUAAAUUAAGGAAAUUUUGUACAGUAUACAUAUUCUGCUUUGACUAAUUUGUAAGAAAUAUUUUACAAAUUAUAUACUAACUUGUAUUUUAUAAGAAAUAUAUUAAAAAUGCAUCUUCUGCAGUGAGUUAAUUACAGUGACUCAACUGUGACCUGGUAAUAAUUAGACAUUAGAAGCUCAAUUGUUAUUUUGAAAAUAUUUACUUUAAGCCUUGACAAAUACUAUUUACAAAGAUGUUCUCUAUAAUAUUGGAAAAAAAUAAAAUCUGUAUUUUACUAGA